This is a messenger RNA of Parasteatoda tepidariorum (common house spider), 858 nucleotides long. Its product is annotated as lambda-crystallin. The record is from RefSeq and is a predicted model, not a curated record. NCBI's taxonomy places the organism in Eukaryota, Metazoa, Arthropoda, Arachnida, Araneae, Theridiidae. Gene Ontology annotation, molecular function: NAD+ binding; L-gulonate 3-dehydrogenase activity. Gene Ontology annotation, biological process: fatty acid metabolic process.
GUAAUGCUCUCUCAUUUCGCUUUUAUCUUGUUCGAGCAAUUCUUAUCAGUCCAGGAAACAUUUAUUUUGUUUCUGCACCUCCUAUUUGAAGUUCAGAGCUCGAGAUCGGCAUCAAAAAUGUCUGUGAAAGGUAAAGUAGGAAUUGUUGGAAGUGGCUUUAUUGGACGAGGAUGGGCGAUGCUUUUCGCGAGCACCGGAUAUUCCGUUGGUAUAUAUGAUGUUGAAUCUUUCAAAGUUGAUGAAGCACUCGCAGAUAUUAAAAUUCAAUUACAGAAAUUGAAGGAAUUGGGCUACUUGAGAGGAAAGCUAUCAGAGACAGAACAGUUCAAUCUGAUACACAAAUGCAACACCUUGGAGGAAUGUGUUUCUGGUUCUAUACAUGUUCAAGAAUGUGUGUUUGAAAAUGUGGAGUUAAAAAAGAAAGUUUUUAAGGACAUGGAUAAGUAUGUUUCAAAAAAUGGCGUACUAUGUAGUUCAACGAGUUGUUUCCCGGCUUCUUCAUUUACGGAUGAGUUAGUGCAUCGAUCACAAGUAGUAGUUGGACAUCCAGUUAAUCCACCAUAUUAUGUUCCUCUUGUUGAAAUAGUGCCUGCACCAUGGACAGAUCCAGAUGUUGUUUAUAAAACAAAAGCUUUAAUGACAGAAAUCGGUCAAAAACCAGUUAUUUUAAAAAAAGAAGUUCCAGGAUUUGCCGUUAAUAGAAUCCAGUAUGCUCUUAUUAAUGAAUGUUAUAGAAUGUUUCAGGUAAAUUUGUGUCUUUAAAUAUCUAAUUUCCUCUGCUAUUCUAUCUCUUCUCAAAUUUCAUUUUAUUAGAAACAUGCAUGCACACAACAAAAAAAAAUAUUUAUGCCUAAUAUG